UCGUGAGACAGAGAAGAAGAAGAAGCAGCAGUAGAAGUAAUUGACUCUCUCUCUCUCUCUCUCUCUCUCUCUCUCUCCCUAGAUUCGUCUGUGUAUCUCUCUCGCGAAAUCUUAACUUGUAAACUAUGGCGAACAGCAAUCUUCCAAGAAGGAUUAUCAAGGAAACGCAGCGGCUCCUUAGCGAACCUGCUCCUGGAAUAAGUGCUUCUCCGUCCGAAGAAAACAUGCGGUAUUUCAACGUCAUGAUCUUGGGACCAACACAAUCUCCUUAUGAGGGAGGUGUAUUCAAGUUGGAACUGUUUUUACCUGAAGAGUAUCCAAUGGCUGCACCAAAGGUUCGGUUUCUCACAAAGAUUUACCAUCCUAACAUUGACAAGCUUGGAAGGAUAUGCCUUGAUAUUCUAAAAGACAAAUGGAGUCCAGCUCUCCAGAUCCGAACAGUAUUGCUGAGCAUCCAAGCACUUCUUAGUGCUCCAAAUCCAGAUGACCCGCUCUCUGAAAAUAUUGCCAAACACUGGAAAGCAAAUGAGGCAGAGGCUGUCGAAACAGCAAAGGAAUGGACAAACCUAUAUGCCAGUGGAGCUUGAUGGAAUUAGUAUAGCGUGUUGACCACCAGCCAGAUAACAUUUUCUGUAAUGGUGUAAGCCUAGAUGAUGUCCAGUUUGUUUUCUAAAUGGAAAUUAAAGGAUUGAUGUCUUAAUGUUGGAAGAUAUUCCAUUUACAGAAAUGUUCAUGUGUUCAAGCAGUUAAAUCGUUUUUGUUCUCUUGGAAAAGAAAAGUGUGUUCUUAUAUGUAUGUUGGACGAGGAUCAUCUCAGAUUCUUUAUCUCAUAGUCAUCUACCAUACGAUAUUGUAUAAAAAGAACCAUAAGUAUUAUUUCAUGUAUUUGGAUAUUACCAGCCUCA
This is a messenger RNA of Papaver somniferum (opium poppy), 905 nucleotides long. Its product is annotated as ubiquitin-conjugating enzyme E2 36. Gene Ontology annotation, molecular function: ubiquitin conjugating enzyme activity. NCBI's taxonomy places the organism in Eukaryota, Viridiplantae, Streptophyta, Magnoliopsida, Ranunculales, Papaveraceae. The transcript has 8 exons. The coding region runs from base 126 to 587 and encodes 153 amino acids. Gene Ontology annotation, cellular component: nucleus. The record is from RefSeq and is a predicted model, not a curated record. Gene Ontology annotation, biological process: protein K63-linked ubiquitination; DNA damage tolerance.